Messenger RNA from Bursaphelenchus xylophilus (pine wood nematode), 2159 nucleotides. NCBI's taxonomy places the organism in Eukaryota, Metazoa, Nematoda, Chromadorea, Rhabditida, Aphelenchoididae. The record is from the annotation of a GenBank genome assembly.
AUGAUCCUUCGGAAGAGCCGGUCCCUUUUCUCAGUCUUAUGCCAUCGUCCCUGUGCUGCCGCCCAUUCGACCGUCUCCUCCGGCUGUACCAAAUCUCCCACCGCGCCCGGUAAAAUGCGGAAAGGCGGCGGCGCCCACCUUACACAUGCCUUGGUGGUCAUCUUCCUCGAAUAUUUCGCAUGGGGUCUACUUACAGUGCCAGUGAUUAAUGUAAGUGUUCUUUAUAUGCGAUAGGAAUUGUUUGUUCAAUGUUUAGGUGCUGGCAGAAACGUUCCCAGCCAACAAGUUCCUCAUGAACGGCCUGAUAUUAGGAUUGAAGGGGUUGUUAUCCUUCUUAUCUGCACCUCUCGUCGGAUCGUUGUCCGAUAUAUGGGGAAGGAAGAAGUUCUUGUUCAUUACGGUUUUCUUUACGUGUAUGCCCAUCCCUUGCUUGAAAAUUAGCGCGUGGUAAGUGAUUUUUCUUGAUCUUUUUUGGAGUUUAGGACAGAUAGUUAUGGUUAAUAUAAUUUCGGAAGAUGGAGGGUAUAUUUGUGGAUUUUGCUUCCAAGCAAAAUUCACAGAUUGCAAACAUCAGUUCCGACUUUUUGAAUGCUUUAAUGAUGGUACAAAACUUUAAUGGCAUCAUUUUCAGGUGGUAUUUCACUUUGUUCACUCUUUCCGGUUUCUUCUCCGUGACAUUCUCAGUGGCGUUAGCGUACGUGGCAGACAUUACCGAGAAACAUAAUCGCGCAAGAGCAUGUGGGUAUGUCUCUGCCACAUUUGCGGCUUCAUUGAUCACUUCGCCGGCUCUCGGAGCAUACAUCUCGAGCACUUAUAAUGAUGAGUUGGCUGUUUGGAUUGUAAGUUUUUGCUUUUUUUUGCUGUUGUUUUGACUUUAGGAAGGAAUAAGGACUAUAUUAGAGGGAAGUUUUGCCCUUAUUGCACUUGAUGUAACAACAGUUUUGGAAUAAAUUUUACGUUAUUCUAGGCCACAGCCGUAUUUGCCCUGGAUUUGUUGUUCAUUGCAUUGUGUGUCCCCGAAUCGCUGCCGGAUAUUAUUAAUCGGAAACAAAAAGACUCUCAGAAAAUACCACAAUCUCCCCUCAUGGCGGAGUCUUUCAAUUGGCAAUCAAUUGAUCCCUUCCUUUCAUUGAAGGUAAUAGCCAAAGACUCGACCGUUCUUCAAUUGUCCGCGGUUGUUUUCUUGUCGAAUCUACCAGAAGCUGGCCAGUUCUCAUGUUUCUUUGUUUAUUUGAAAUUGGUAAGUCUUUUAGCUUUUGUUUUUGAUUUUUAGGCGAUUCUGAAUAUUGUACUUGGUAUUGGAAGAGAUCUGAUCACAAAUUUCUGUUUUUCUCCAAAACUCACGCUCAAAUUUCUUUCAGGUCCUUGGAUUCUCUCCAGAAGCCGUCGCAGCAUACAUUGCAUUCGUUGGUGGCUUCUCCGUCCUCGCGCAAACCGGUGUUCUCCCUAUAAUCACACGGAGAUGGGGCUCAAAACAUUCGAUAUCCUUUGGACUCUUUGCUCAGUUCGUCCAGCUGACCUGGUACGGCGUAGGCACUCAAUAUUGGAUGAUGUGGGCCGCUGGCGUCUUCUCAGCCUUAUCUUCACUCACUUACCCGGCCAUAUCAGCCUUCGUUUCGAUCCAAACUAGCCAGGAUAUGCAAGGCACCGUUCAAGGAGUAAUGACUGGAAUUAGAGGAUUAUGUCAAGGAUUUGGGCCGGCAAUGUUUGGAUUCUUUUUCUACAUGUUCGACAUGGAUCUCAGCGCCGAUGGAGACGAACCGACUGGCCAUAUUGGAGUGGGACCUCAGUUCCCAAUGCCUCAUAUUAGACUACAGCCAUUUGAAACGAAAAUCAUUUCACCCAGCAAGAAUGAAACGAUUGUGGAACAGAAACUGGAUCAGAUUCAUGUAAGGGAGAUUUGCAAAGAUUAUAGAGAAAAUGCAAAAUUUUCAGGGUUUGAUUUUUUUGUCAUGUGUAAUAUAAAUUUUUUUCAGAAUUUCAUCCCCGGCCCUCCAUUCCUCUUCGGAGCCCUCCUGGUCUUCAUGGCCCUCAUGGUCAACAUCAACAUGCCCACCGUCAGCUCCAAGAAACACCCCAACCUCCGCCGUGCCACCUCCAACUCUGGUCAUCACGACACAGCCCUUUUGAUGGGUGAUGACAAAGAAGAAAAGGAUUAG